Rotaria sordida is the source of this 624-nucleotide messenger RNA. Lineage: Eukaryota; Metazoa; Rotifera; Eurotatoria; Philodinida; Philodinidae. The record is from the annotation of a GenBank genome assembly.
AUGAUAUCAUUUGAUUAUUAUCAGAAAAUAAUUCAUUGUUUAAAACAACCUAAAAGUGGUAAAGCAAUUGGCAUUGAUGCUAAAUUUCAUUUUUGGUGCAAGAAAAAUUUUAAAAUUGAUAUUACUUCAGGAAUUGAAAUUUUAUGUUCAACGAAGAAUGAUCGUCGAAUUGUUGUUAUUGAAUCAUAUUUUGCUAUUUUAAAAGAUAUUCAUCAAAAAACUGGUCAUGGUGCUCGUGAUAAAAUGCGUCACGAGAUGAACGAACAUUAUUAUUGGAUGCCGGCUCAAGUUAUUGAUAUAUUUUUACAAUGUUGUAUAUCUUGCAUAGUUAGAAAGUCUAUUAAACUAUCUGUUACACCAACAGCUAUUGUAUCAGUCGGCUUCUUAACCCGUCUUCAAAUUGAUCUCAUAGAUUUUCGUACACGACCAGAUAAAGAAUUUCAAUGGAUUCUCCAUUGUCGUGAUCAUUACUCAAAAUAUUCGUGGGAUUAUCCAUUAGUAUCAAAGGAAGCUCAAGGUGUUGCUGAACAUCUUUUAACAUUAUUUUAUCAAUUUGGGCCUUGUAAAAUUUUACAAUCGGACAAUGGCCGUGAGUUCACGGCCAAUGUCAUUAAAAAUCUUUAA